CGGUUCUAUUGGAUUGGUUUAGUGCUGCCUUCAUUGAAAUCACCAUGGUUGGCCACGGCGUCACGGGGGUGCUGGGAGAAGAUGGAAUCCACGUUGAUAUGAACCACCUGAAGAAGGGUGAAGUCAACCUAGGAACCUCGAUUAUGGCCAUCAACUUCAAGGAUGGCGUCAUCCUUGGAGCCGACAGCCGCACCACAACUGGCGCCUAUAUCGCAAACCGAGUGACCGACAAACUGACGCAGGUGCACGACACCAUCUGGUGCUGUCGGUCGGGCUCUGCUGCCGAUACCCAGGCGGUGGCCGACAUUGUCUCAUACCAUCUCAACAUGUACGGCAUUCAGAACAACGAGGCUCCGACCACGCAGGUGGCUGCGGCGCUGUUUCAGGAGCUGUGCUAUGAAAACAAGGACGCAUUGAGCGCUGGAAUUAUCAUUGCCGGGUACGACAAACGACACGGCGGUCAGGUCUAUUCCAUCCCCUUAGGCGGGUCCCUGCACAAACAGGCGUACGCCAUCGGCGGCUCGGGCUCGACUUACAUCUAUGGAUACUGCGACGCGCACUGGCAGGAAGGAAUGACGGAGGAGGAAGGCGUCAACUUUGUCCGCAAUGCGCUGUCGGAGGCGAUCAAGUGGGAUGGCAGCUCUGGCGGCGUGAUCCGGAUGGUGGUGCUGACGGCCAAGGGCGCCGUGCGGCAUCUGUACCUGCCCGAUACUGGCUAUACGGGCCCCGGGGUGACCCGGUAA
This is a messenger RNA of Penicilliopsis zonata CBS 506.65, 743 nucleotides long. RefSeq lists its product as hypothetical. NCBI's taxonomy places the organism in Eukaryota, Fungi, Ascomycota, Eurotiomycetes, Eurotiales, Aspergillaceae. Gene Ontology annotation, cellular component: proteasome core complex. Gene Ontology annotation, molecular function: threonine-type endopeptidase activity. Bases 45 to 743 code for a protein of 232 amino acids. The transcript is spliced from 5 exons. The record is from RefSeq and is a predicted model, not a curated record.